UUGUCCAAUACAUUCAAUGCAACAAUUUGAAGCUAUAAAUUUUCAGGGCCUCGGUCAGCGUUUCUGCAGUGUCUGUAAUCUAAACGUUCUUCAUAUGAUUUUCUGUUUGUUUCCAUGGAAAACCUGUACCAGUACCUUGGAAUCAUCAUCUUCAUUCUUCUCACAAUCAAGCUUUUGCCUCGCAACAAAACGCAAAAUUUGCCUCCGAGUCCCUUUCCUCUGCCAAUUAUUGGCCACCUUCACCUCAUCAAAAACCCACUUUACCAAUCAAUGGCCACGUUAUUAUCCAAAUAUGGCCCUGUUUUAUAUCUCAGAAUCGGUUGUAGGAAUGUCCUUGUUCUUUCUUCUCCUUCUGUUGUUGAAGAAUGCUUGACAAAUAGCGAUAUAUUUGCAAACCGGCCUCGGACUAUGGCUGGGGAUCUUUUAACCUAUAACUACACUACUUUCGUAUGGGCUCCUUACAGUCCUCUUUGGCGGAACCUUCGCCGUCUCAGCGUAGUCGAAAUUUUCUCCUCAAACAGUGUUAAAAAGUUUUCUUCCACACGCGAAGAUGAAGUUGCCAACUUUGUUCGUCGCUUGUUUGAAGUGUCGGCACGAAACGACACGCAGAAGCUGGACAUGAAGUACCUGUUUUGUCUCUUGACAACGAAUGUCAUGUCGCAGAUGGUGGCCGGAAAGCGUGGUGUCGAGGAUCCUAGGGACACGGAGGCCGAGAAGAAGUUCUUCAGGGAAUUUAAGGAUAUAUUUUUUCCAAGCUUGGGAACCAACAUAUGUGAUUUCUUCCCAGUUUUGAGAUGGAUUGGUUUCCUGGGGAUUGAAAAGAAUUUGAAAAAAUUGCAUAGGAUCAGAGAUGAAUACAUUCAGAAUUUAGUAGACGGAAUUAGAUUAAAGAAAACUAAGAAGAAUUCUUCGUUGAUUGAAAAGCUUCUGUCUCUUCAAGAGGAAGACCCUAACUUCUGCUCCGAUGAAAUCAUCAAGGGCAUGAUUUUGAUGAUGUUCAUUGCAGGAACUGAAACAACUGCGGUUACAAUGGAAUGGGCAAUGUCACUCCUUUUGAAUCAUCCCGAGGCUUUGCAUAAGGCUAGAACCGAGAUCGAUGGCCAAGUCGGACACGACCGCCUGCUGAAUGACUCGGAUCUUUCGAAGCUUCCUUAUCUUCGUUGCAUCGUAAACGAGACACUCCGGCUAUAUCCCCCGGCACCAAUGUUGCUGCCUCAUUGCUCAUCUGAAGAUUGCGUGGUUGACGGAUACGAGAUACCUAAAGGCACACUGCUGUUGGUCCAUUCUUGGGCCAUCCAUAGGGAUCCUGGUCUAUGGGAGGACCCAACCGAGUUCAAGCCUGAAAGAUUUGACGAGGGAACUUUGGAUGACAAAAAAGGAUUGAAAUAUCUUCCAUUUGGACUUGGAAAGAGAGCUUGUCCAGGCAAUACCAUGGGUUUAAGGUUAGUUUUAUUGGCACUUGGUGCAGCUAUACAGUGCUUUGAAUGGGAAAAGGUAGGAUCGGGCAAGGUUGAUAUGACCCCAGGCAAAGGACUAACUAUCUCCAAGGCUAAGCCAUUGGAGGCUUUGUGCCGUCCACGGCCUGAUUUGGUUAAACUGCUCUCCCAGUUUUAACCUUCCAUUUGAAGCUUUGAAUUAUAGAUAAAAUUAGGCUCGAGUUUUUACUCCCAAUAUAUUGGUGGCGUGAUUCCACAUUAGCCUUAAACCGUUCUGAUAAUUUCAUUUUGAUACUUGGAUUGAUGCUUGUAUCAUAAAGUUAUUGUACGUCCCAGAAAUGGCAUCAACCUCUAGGCGACAUCUCCAAGAUAAUGUUCAAAGCAGAGACAGAAAACGACAGCUUUUUGUAAUGAAGUGGACAAUCAGGAAAAACUGUAUUUGCUUACCGUAACUUUUAGGGUGUGUUUGAUUUAUGUAAUGUAAUAUCAUCAGUGGAAAUAUAAGAUUAUCAGUGUGAAUGUAAA
Messenger RNA from Hibiscus syriacus, 1961 nucleotides. Its product is annotated as cytochrome P450 81C13-like. Gene Ontology annotation, molecular function: iron ion binding; oxidoreductase activity, acting on paired donors, with incorporation or reduction of molecular oxygen; heme binding. The transcript is spliced from 3 exons. The record is from RefSeq and is a predicted model, not a curated record. The coding region runs from base 115 to 1614 and encodes 499 amino acids. Lineage: Eukaryota; Viridiplantae; Streptophyta; Magnoliopsida; Malvales; Malvaceae.